AUGUCCGCCACCGCCCCAGUCCCCUCCAACGACUCGGCGAUCACCGACGCGGAGAAGUCGCGCUGGGACGCGCUCAUGCCCGAAAUCUUCGCGCUCCGGCUCCAGCAGCACCUGCACCAGUACCGUCUCGUCGUCGAUGGUACCACCCUCGGCACGCAAUUCGGGUCCCCGAUCGGCCCGGGCGGGGAGCGCGUCUCGUUCGAAGCGUUCACCCCCGAAGGCGUCUCGGUCUCGUCGACGAUCAUGGUGUACGUGGUGAGCCCAGUGUCGAAGAAGGAUUAUUUGGUGGCGAAGUGGCCGACCACUCCCGCUCGAAGGGCGGGUCAGGAGCUGGAGGCGGAGGCGGAGGAGUGA
This is a messenger RNA of Epithele typhae, 354 nucleotides long. RefSeq lists its product as uncharacterized. Bases 1 to 354 code for a protein of 117 amino acids. The transcript is spliced from 3 exons. NCBI's taxonomy places the organism in Eukaryota, Fungi, Basidiomycota, Agaricomycetes, Polyporales, Epitheliaceae. The record is from RefSeq and is a predicted model, not a curated record.